Molecule: messenger RNA, 2703 nt
Organism: Pieris rapae (cabbage white)
Lineage: Eukaryota; Metazoa; Arthropoda; Insecta; Lepidoptera; Pieridae
Product: transcription factor Sox-12
Exons: 2
Coding region: 381-1220 (279 amino acids)
Biological process (GO): regulation of DNA-templated transcription; anatomical structure morphogenesis; cell differentiation
Molecular function (GO): RNA polymerase II cis-regulatory region sequence-specific DNA binding; DNA-binding transcription factor activity, RNA polymerase II-specific
Source: RefSeq, a predicted model, not a curated record
AGCACUCUGCAUGUUGCCGAGUAGUUAGUAAGAUCUCUGUCAUCGCGGAGUGCGCACGUAGCCGCAAACGUUAUGCGACUUACGCCGCUUGCUAACUAAACGUACGUGGUUCACAGAAAUUAUGAGUUUUGGACUGAUCGCCGGCAAAAUAGACAGCGGCAGAUUACUGGUUCUAUACCGAAAAUUAAGAAUAGUGUCUAGAUAUUGGGAGGUCUUCGGCGAUAUUCCUGCCGCGAGGCUCCCGAAGCAGAGGCUACUUUUUGGACUAUAAAAGUUUUUUUUACAGACACAAUAUAAUAGUCUUAGUGUUAAGUGCAAUAGGUGAACUGUGUUGUGUUGUUUUUAUUUUGAGGAUUUUAUUUUUUUUUCGGAUUUCCAAAAUGGUUCCUCAGCAAAUUAUUAUUUCGGAUGUGAGGUCUAUAUCACCCACUCCGAGUGGAGUUCCCAUCUUCGGGUCUCAAUUAGUCGACAAAAAUUCAUCGACACCCUACACUGAUGCCACUCAGACGAAAAAGAACAACCCCAACCACAUCAAGAGGCCGAUGAACGCGUUUAUGGUGUGGUCUCAGAUCGAGCGCAGAAAAAUAUGCGAACAAACACCCGAUAUGCACAACGCCGAAAUAUCAAAGAACUUGGGGCGUGUUUGGAAAACGUUGAAUGACGAAGAGAGGCAACCAUUCAUAGAUGAGGCGGAGAGACUUAGACAGCUUCACAUGCGAGAAUAUCCCGAUUACAAGUACAGACCUCGCAAGAAGACCGCUAAGCCCGCCCCAAGAAAUGGUGGCGUCACCAAGCCCAAACGCAAGCAGCGGGCUGACACAAAUAACAACAGAGGAGUAACCAGGCGACGAUCUCGGCCUACGCCUGCAAGCGUCCCCAUGAUGCCUAUGGACACACCAGCUCCUUCUGCCCUGCCCGCAUCUCCGGCGGGGGCGCCUGACUCCCCUGAGUCGGCUUGUCUCUACGACGAUAAUUCUCGGCGCGAGCAGACAGACCUUACGGACCUAUAUUCCAUAACGGACCUGCUACGCCUUCCGGCGGACUGUGAAGUCGAUCUAGACGUGCUUACGGACAUGGAGUCGUUUGAGACAGCCUCUUCCUCUUCGGGCUCGCACUUCGAGUUCUCGUGCACGCCGGACGUAUCGGACAUGCUCAGCGAGAUCGGCGUGACGAGUGAUUGGGACGAGACCGCGUUUUCGUCGUACCUCACGUCGUCUUAGAGUGGUGUGCGGGUCGCCUCGGCCGCUGGCCGGUACCAAUGAUCUCAUUUCGAGCCGCCACACGGGGGCCGACGACGCGGCGACCGCUCGCCGCCCCGCCUAGAGAGUGCCUACAUCCAAUCGACGUGUCGACAUUUGGAUUCAAUGUACAAAGUUAUUUAAUAAGGUUUCGAGGUGUGAAAUUUCGGUUCUAAUGUCGAUCGGCCAACGUGGCCGCUUUAACUUCGGUUUAUCGUUUAGUUUAUAAAACUAACUGUUGCAACUGGCGUCUGAAAACGCGGCGCUAGACCCGGUUUAAAAAAAAUAGGCUGUGAGUUGGUUUUUUAAACGUGUUGCUUUUAUUGAUUUUUUCUUUGAAAACAAAUCGUCGGGAUAGAUUUCCAAACGGCACGUCUCAGACGCAUCUCAGUAAAAAAUUCCGUCUAACUCUCCGUCGCCUGUUUAGCAAGCCGCGGACAGAUCGUUUGCGCACGGUCGUGAAGUCGUGUCGCGUUGUCGCGUCCGUAUAUUCUCUACGAGUACAUUACUCGAGUUGGCUUCUUCAAACUUCAAAGUUCGCGACUCCUUCCUAUCUUACUUUAUUUUAUAACUUUUACACUGUAGAUAUCUUUUUAUUUACGUUCAAACUAAACAUAAUAUUAUAUCAUUCGUAAUAGAAAAUUAAGACUAGGUUAUAGUCAUGUUUGUCUUACGUUUGUACGUAAGUUCACUUUAUACUUUGAUGCACGCAUAGUGAUAGUUUGGUUUAUGAUUUAACUGUCGGAAGCUGAUCGGUAUGCUAUUCGUAAGAAUUCGGAGUGCGGAUCGUAGAGUGGAUAUAGAAUAUUGACUAUAUGUGGAAACGAGCCCUUGCCGCAUGAAUGUUUUCUCUUUUUGAAUCGAGCCAUUCGCGCCCUGCUACUGACGGCUAUGUUUUUUACCGUCGCGCGCGUGACUUUUUUCAAAUCCAUUAAAUAGAUUCAUGGCAUUGGUAUUGUGUAGGUGUUUGAGUCGGUAUGUCUUGCUAUAUUUACGUUAGGUUGCUUAAGAUAGGGUUAUGUGCGUUGGUAGGGUACGAAAGUUUGUCUAAAGAUAUGACGGCACCUCAGGAUCGAUGCGAAAGGGACACUUCAAGUUUCUAGUUCAUUUCUUAUGUCUUCACGCUUCACAAAGUCUAUAGAAAGAUACAUAUCAAAAGGGGGAAUGUACUGUAUCGCGGGUCGGUUAUGAUCGUAAGAACAAAACUAUACUUCUGUCAAACUCAAAUAUUUUGCUGUUUCGAGCUCUGUGAUUUACUUUAUGGAAUUUCUAAAUUUUAAGAAUAUUAUAGUGGAGACUGAUAUCGCAUAGAUUAGUUUUAGCAGCGCUAGCUUCUCUAUCUUUUUUGAUUUCUAGAACUGGGCAUAACUCUUGAAUGUAAAACGAGACAUAUUUUUGAUAUUUCGCUUCACUGUGGUGAUUCAGUCGCGAGACGUCGAUUUCCAUAGACUAGCGUCCAACAAAA